Nycticebus coucang (slow loris) is the source of this 4479-nucleotide messenger RNA. RefSeq names its product methylcrotonyl-CoA carboxylase subunit 2 (gene MCCC2). Gene Ontology annotation, biological process: L-leucine catabolic process. The transcript is spliced from 17 exons. Gene Ontology annotation, molecular function: methylcrotonoyl-CoA carboxylase activity. The coding region runs from base 136 to 1827 and encodes 563 amino acids. Gene Ontology annotation, cellular component: methylcrotonoyl-CoA carboxylase complex; mitochondrion. NCBI's taxonomy places the organism in Eukaryota, Metazoa, Chordata, Mammalia, Primates, Lorisidae. The record is from RefSeq and is a predicted model, not a curated record.
AUCUGAGAGGCCUAGGCUGAUGCUGCAAGGACCCGAGCAGAGCUGCAGCCCGGGCUGGGGACCGGCGGGGGAAAGCGCGGCUGGGCCACUGUGAGCCGCUCUGUCUCUCUCCUUCCUAGCUCUGUACCCGCCACUAUGUGGGCUGCCCUGAGGUUAGCCCUGCGGCCGUGCGCCCGCCCUGCUGUCCCCCGGCUGCGCGCCUAUCAUGGGGACUCGGUGGCCUCGCUGGGCACCAAACCGGACUCGAGCUCUGCCAUCUACCAGGAGAAUUACGAGCAGAUGAAAGCAUUAGUAAAUCAACUACAUGAACGAGCAGAGUACAUAAGACUAGGAGGUGGUGAGAAAGCCCGAGAACGGCAUGUUUCGAGAGGAAAACUGUUACCCAGAGAAAGAAUCGACAGUCUUGUAGACCCUGGAUCUCCAUUUCUAGAAUUAUCCCAGUUUGCAGGUUACCAGUUAUAUGGCAACGAAGAGGUCCCUGCAGGUGGCAUUAUUACGGGCAUUGGAAGAGUGUCAGGAGUAGAAUGCAUGAUUGUUGCCAAUGAUGCCACCGUCAAAGGAGGCUGCUACUACCCAGUGACUGUGAAAAAACAUUUACGGGCACAAGAAAUUGCAAUGCAGAAUAGGCUCCCUUGCAUCUACCUGGUUGAUUCAGGAGGGGCAAAUUUACCUCGACAAGCAGGUGUGUUUCCAGAUCGAGAUCACUUUGGCCGUGUAUUCUAUAACCAGGCAAAUAUGUCUUCUAAACAUAUUACACAGAUAGCGGUGGUCAUGGGCUCGUGCACAGCAGGAGGGGCUUACGUGCCUGCACUGGCUGACGAAAACAUCAUCGUAGGCAAGCAGGGGACCAUCUUCUUGGGAGGACCCCCCUUGGUUAAAGCAGCAAUUGGAGAAGAGGUAUCUGCUGAGGAUCUGGGAGGUGCUGAUCUUCACUGCAGAAAGUCUGGAGUAACUGACCACUAUGCAUUGGAUGACCAUCAUGCCCUUCAUUUAACUAGGAAGAUCGUGAGGAAUCUUAAUUAUCAAAAGAAACUGGAUGUUACCGUUGAACCGCCUGAAGAUCCUUUAUUUCCUGCUGACGAAUUGUAUGGAAUAGUUGGUACUAACCUGAAGAGGACCUUUGAUGUUCGUGAGGUCAUUGCUAGAAUCGUGGAUGGAAGCAGAUUCAAUGAGUUCAAAGCCUUAUAUGGAGACACGUUAGUCACAGGAUUUGCUCGAAUAUAUGGAUACCCAAUAGGUAUCAUUGGAAACAAUGGAGUUCUCUUCUCUGAAUCUGCAAAAAAGGGUGCUCACUUCAUCCAGUUAUGCUGCCAAAGAAAUAUUCCUCUGCUGUUCCUUCAAAACAUUACUGGGUUUAUGGUUGGUAGAGACUAUGAAGCUGAAGGAAUCGCCAAGGAUGGUGCCAAGAUGGUGACUGCCGUAGCCUGUGCCAAAGUGCCCAAGAUAACCAUCAUCAUUGGGGGGUCAUAUGGGGCUGGAAACUAUGGGAUGUGUGGCAGAGCGUUCAGCCCAAGGUUUCUCUACCUCUGGCCAAAUGCUCGCAUCUCAGUGAUGGGAGGAGAGCAGGCAGCCAAUGUGUUAGCCACAGUAGCAAAGGACCAAAGAGCACGGGAAGGAAAACAGUUCUCCAGUGCUGAUGAAGCAGCUUUAAAAGAGCCCAUCAUGAAGAGGUUCGAAGAGGAAGGAAACCCUUACUAUUCCAGUGCAAGGCUGUGGGACGAUGGGAUCCUUGACCCAGUGGACACCAGACUGGUCCUGGGUCUCAGUAUCAGUGCAGCCCUCAAUGCUCCGAUACAGAAGACUGACUUCGGUGUCAUGAGGAUGUAACUGGAAUGUAAAAUGUUUUCUGUUGGACAUGUACCAAAAAUUAAGACGUGUAGUAGCCUUAAAAUGUUAGACUUUUUGAACAUGUGGCUAUUAUGGUAAUUUUUUUUUAAGCACAGUACCUUGUACUUCUCUACCUUAAAAAAAUCAGGAUAUUAAUUGAUCAGUUCCUUUCAAAAUUUUUUAGAGAAAUUUCUCCGUGGUUCAGUUUUACCAACUGUAAAAUGAAGAGAAUAAUUUACAGUUCUCCUUUGUAACCUACAGUAGUAUGGGAAGUUCUGUAAUCUGUAAAUUCAGGUUAUUAAUCAAAUAAUGUAUUUUCACUGAAAUGAUUGUUUUGCCAAUUAGCUUGCUGAUAUUUUAACAGAGCUAUUUUUAAAAAGUGUCUAUUACUUUUCCCUUUCGCCACCAUUCUAUCUCCUCCCCACAAUAGUCAAAUUUCUCAUUACCUGCGUUCUAGCUCUAUGUUCUAAACCAUUUCCUCACCCAGCCCCUUUCUGGCUUUGCUGAUGGCUCUCUCCAAUAUCUCCAUUGACUGUCUUGUUGCUAAAACCAGUGGUUUCUUUUCUAACCUUAUCCGAUUAAACUCUGUAGCAUUCUGAUCAGUUAAAUGCUUCCUCCCUAAAAUGCUGUCCUUAGCUUCCAGGACUUACCACUCUGGGUUUUCCACCAACCUCUGUGACUGUUCUUUUUUUAGUCACCUUUGUAGACUUGUGAUCCUUCCCCAUUUCAUCAUUUGUCUUGAUUUUCAUUAGUAAUACACGAACACAUUGUUAUUCUAAAAGAUACAAAAAGUGUCUCUAAAAAUCAUGGUAAGACACACAGAGCAUAACAUAUAUCAUUUUAACCACUUUUUUUUUUGAGAUUGGGUUUUCUUCUAUUACUCAGGCUGGGUAGUGUGGUGUCAUCAUAGCUCACUACAGCCUUGAACUCCUGGACUCAAUCCUGCCACUCAGCCUCUUGUGUAGCUAGGACUAAGGUGUGUGCCACCACACCUAGCUAAUUAAAAAAAAAUUAUUUUUAGAGAUGGGAUCUCACUAUAUUGCCCAGGCUUGUCCUGAAUUCCUGGCCUCAAGUGAUCCCCCUGCAUAGACUGAGAUUACAGGUGUGAGCCAUUGCAUCUAGCCUUCAACCUUUUUAAUUUUUUUAAUAUUAAUUUUUUUAGUUUGUUUUUUUUAAUUCUUCAACCUUUUUUAAAUGUUCCGUUGAGUGGUUUUAAGCACACUUCUGUUGUGCAACCAUUACCAACAUCCUUCUCCAGAACUUGUUCUUUGUCCCAAACUGAAAUUUUAUAAACAUUAAACAAUAAUAACUCCAGUUUUCUCCCCUCGCCCUUAUCCCUGGCACAUCUCCUUAUUCUUAAAUGUACGUAUCUGUCCUGAUUUGAUUUAUUCCUGCUGGACCAUUUCUGCCCCUCUCGUGGGUUCAGUUGCCAUCUAAAUGCAGGUGAUUCCUACAUUGACAGUUUCUAACGCAGUUCACUGAGCUCCAGGCCUGUGUAUUUCACAGGUCUACUGAACGUCCACACUGAUUGUCUCAGUGGAUCCUCAAACUCAGUCAUCAGGAUAUGUUGAUUUUGCCAUCUAACUAUCUUGUUUCCUCACUUUUGUCUUUCACUAUCACAGGCCUUAGAAGUUGUCUACCUGUGUUACCUAGUCCAGUCUGUCCAUCUGGAGGUAGAAUGGCCAUCCUGAAGUGCACAUUUGGUCCCAUUAGUCUCUCACUUAACAUCCUUCAGUGGUUUCUUAUAGAAGAAGUGCCAAUCCAUUAAUGCUGGCCAUGAUCUUGAUUGUUACUUCUUUUUUUUUUUCUUUUUGUCACUUCUUUUUUUUUUUUUGAGACACACUCUCACUCUGUUACCCAGGCUAGAGUGCCAUGGCGUCAGCCUAGCUCAUAGCAACUUCAAACUCCUGGUUCAAAGCCAUCCUCCUGCUUCAUCCUCCCGAGUAGCUGGCACUGUAGGUGUCUGCCACAACGCCUGGCUAUUUUUUUCCUAUUUAGUAGAGACAGGGUUUCCCUCUUGCUCAGGCUGGUCUUGAAAUCCUGAGCUCAAGGAAUCCUCUUGCCUCGGCCUCCUAGAGAUCUAGGAUUACAGGUGUGAGGCUCUGUGCCCAGCCAAUUGUCACUUCUUUAGUCUCUGUGCUGCCUCUUUUCACAGGAGAGUGGCUCUAGCCAUGCUGGCCCUCUUCCAGUUCUCUAAAACUUGCCACCUUCGCGUCUAUAAGGUCCCCUCUGCCUGAACUGUUCUCUCCUUUCUUCUUCAAUACUUCUCCUUCAGCUUAAGCACUCGCUUCUCUCAGUUUAAACUCCGCUUCCCUACAUGUAUCUCUGUGACUUUCCUGGACUGAGUUAGCUUCCCUAGUAACUGCACUUAUGACACGCUGUCUGCUUCCUCAAUUACAAGCAUUAUUUUACUAUAAACAUUUCUUUGGUAUUGCCCUCCUGCUUGAAUGUAAGUUCCAGGAGAGUUAGGAUCCUCCUGUUUACCCUCUGUCUCCAAUGCCUGGCACUUGUUGGUGCUCAAUUAUUUGUCAAAUGAGUGAAAAAAUCCAGAUUGUGAUUGAUGUCAUCAGGUCACAUAGUUUUAAAAUGAGAUGAUUAUAUGAUCUUAUACAACUAUCAGAUGUUUUCGUAAUAAAAUUAAUAUUUCAAACA